CAGACAGCAGCCACGGCUCCAGGCUCUCCGGGGCUGGCAGCACGGAGGCUGAAGAAGAACCCGGUCUGGCCCUGCUUUAACUCUGGUCUGCCUCAAGGCUCUGGAAUUCUGGGAGUUGGAGUUUGUUGUGGGGCCCAGAGCAGAGCUUUAGCUCUUGUCUGGCUCAAGGCUAUGGAAUUCUGGGCCCCACAACAAACCCGGACUCCCAGAAUUCCAUAGCCUUGAGCCAGAAAAGAGUGAAAGAGGGGCCAAACUGGAGUCCAUUGAUGGGGAGCAGAAUCUUGUGUUAUUUGGCUCCGAUUUGAAGUCAGAAGGUCCUGAUCCCGGGAAAGACUUUCCCAGCCCCUGGUACCUUUCCUCCACAGAAAGAGAGGACCACUCAUGCCCAGUUUGCUGAUGCCCGGUUGAAGCAGCCCUCCUCUUGUAAAAUGCCCAUGAACAAGUCACAAGUCUAUUUUCAGGGACUACAGUUCUCAGAAUCCCCCAUCCCAGCAUAAGGAUCCUGCCAGCUGGGGUCUCCUGAAGUAGCUUUUCCAAGCUCUGGUCAAAAUAGGCUUUGCCUGGUCAGAAGAGAGCAGACACAGAAGUCUUCUCUUUCUCUUAUGCAUCUUCCCCAGGAAGGCACCCCCAGAAGUCACCCAAAAUAGUGAGGCCUUUGGAGCGCCAACUCUUCCCCGGCCCUCAAAACUCUUCUCCAAAGUGGAGGCUCAUGACUUUGAAGGACAAGGUCUGCGGUUGGGACAGUAUCCUCAAAAUAAAGGAUGCUCCUGAAAAUGGUUGGCAUGCCUUCCAAUUCUCACUGCACCUGGGUAUAGUUCUGAUUAGGGUUCAAUCCCAGUUUAGGUCUGCCUUGGCACCUCUUGCACCUGCAAAAGCCCAAAAGUAUGGCCUUUUCCGAGGUCCCUUUCUCCUCCAGGUGGAUUCUAGCAAAAUUCGCCUACAGGCAAGUGAAUAAAGAGGCCAUUUUACAAUGAAUUGCAUUUAUAACUGACUUCUCUCACCUCAAGAAAGUCAAGGUGAUAUACAUAGAAUCAUAGAAACAUGGUACAUCCUCUUAGUCUGAGAGUUAGUGACCAGCCCAAGGUGAGUUUCUUGGCUGAGGAGGAAUUUGAACUCAGGUCUUCCCAGCACUGUAAUCGAGACACCCCCAUUCCUGGCUCUGUAGUCCGCAUUUGUUCUUUUUUGCCUGCAUCUCUUUGCCUUUGUUCUUCCUAGAUCUCCUUUUUGUUCCAAAAGUUCAAAACGUGUCCCUGGGUUUGAGAGUUCAAGUUCUGAGGACGUUUUGCUGGCAACCUUCGAGGAAAGAAAGAACAGAGCUUGGCAAAGUUCCUUUUUUUAGGCUGCAUGUUCUUGAGCCCUUCAACCAGACAUUGGAAGUUGUAGUCCCCCAGCCAGCCAGCCUCCAGAAGUUGUAGUCCAAAAGAAAUAAUAAUAAGAUUUCUAAACUGCAGGAGAGAUGGGAAGGAUGGAGAAGGAAGGAAGAAUGGAACCAAUGAGGAAGAAUAGGGGAAGAAAGGACCUGGCAGUAGCAGAAAGUGACUCUGAACUGGAGCUUGUGGAGGAUGUCUGGCGAGGGGAAGCCCAGGAUCUCCUCACUCAAAUUGCUCAGCUGCAAGAGGAGAACAAGCAACUGAUGACCAACCUCUCCCACAAAGACGUGAAUUUCACAGAAGAAGAGUUCCAGAAGCAUGAAGGGAUGUCGGAGCGGGAAAGGCAGGUGAUGAAAAAGCUGAAGGAAGUGGUAGACAAACAAAGAGAUGAAAUCAGAGCAAAGGACAGAGAACUUGGACUUAAAAAUGAGGAUGUAGAAGCUCUUCAGCAGCAGCAAAACAGGCUUAUGAAAAUUAAUCACGACCUGCGCCACCGAAUCACGGUUGUGGAGGCGCAAGGAAAAGCUUUGAUUGAGCAGAAAGUGGAGUUGGAGGCAUAUCUACAAACCAAGGAGCAGGAGAUGGGAGCACUGCGGGCUGAGCUGGGAAAACUCCGAGAGAAACUGCAGGGAGAACCUAGCCAGAACGGAGAAGAAAUUCCGGUGGAAGAACCAAACAACGAUGACUAUAUCUUGGAAUCGGAGAAGAUGGCCAUGGACUUGAAAGAUCCCAAUCGCCCCAGGUUUACUUUGCAAGAGCUGCGAGACGUUUUGCAUGAGAGGAACGAACUGAAAUCUAAAGUUUUUUUACUGCAAGAGGAGCUGCUUUAUUAUAAGAGCGAUGAAGUGGAUGAGGAAACCAGAUCUCCUCAACCGACAACCAUAAUGAAUUCCAAACCAACCACUCAGCAAGAAUCUGGAAUCAAACGGCUGGGUCCUGCAAUGGAGGGGGCAACUCCCCACCUCACACAGUUGCCAAUGUUUAGUUUCUUCUCCCGAGACAAGAAACGGAUGCAGGCAAGCCAGCGAAAUGUCCCCUUCCAGGGUUCCUUUGGUGAAUGGGCCGACUCUAACAAAGACGAUGUAUACACCGAACAAGGCCUGGAGGCCCUGCAACACCUGUGACUGGAAGCAAGUGGUGUUUGGGUUACGGUGGUAAUGGCACGUUAAAACAUGGAGGGACCCAGGUAGCCAACUGUGUCCCCGCACCCCAUUCGUUUGCCUUAUUCAGUUGGCUACGGGGCUUAUUUUUCCCCCACUGAUUUGCCACAAGGGAUUCCUUAACGUUUACUUCUAGUGACUGCACUCCGAAAACUAGACCCGAGUCUCUUUAGCAAUGGCUUUGUAUACUCUGGUGUAGCCACUCUUGCUAUGUUAUUGGCCACACGUUCCUUUAAGAAGCCCCUGGACUGUUUGACUGUUACAUUAACUUCGCCUAACAAAACUUUCCUUUAAACCAAAAAAGAUGGAUGCCAUUGCAAGAGUUACUUCCACAUCCAGUUGCUCUCGUUGGACGCUCUUCUCACCCAGUCUGUUUGAAAAGGGCAUUUCUGGAUAGCAAGGACCUUCCCUCCUCCUUUCUUCCAAGGACUCUUGAGAGAGUCUUUGCUGUUGUGCUUAAAGCAGGUCCUGGGUGCAGCUUUGGUGGCACAUUCUUUUUACAGAACGAGCCCAUGAUGGAAACUGGUCUGACACAAAAUCCUGGAAAUUGAAUCACUCUCCAGAUGGGUCAGGACUGUGUAUUUUUGGUUUGUUAUUUAUAGUGCCUACAGACAUGAUUUACAAGGCAACGGCGCCUUGCACUUUGCUCUGUGAUAUAUUAACAAAAACUAAAACCGCUGAAAUCCAUGCUAACCUUUUUUUAAAGGAUCUUCUUAACGCCUCAAGUCUUUCCCCCUUUUUUCCCUGCAAGGCGAUCUCUUUUAUGAAGCACGCGGGUCUUUUACUAUCACAAGCUUCAGGAGCCGAAGUCAACUUUUAAGCGGAUUUCUUCCGUCUAAUCUGGUUAAGGAUCUUACCUGGAUCCAAACAGCCCUUUGAGGUGUGCCCACUAUAGCACUGGGGAAGGCCAGUUUGUAUAGAACUGUUCCUGAGAGGGCUUUGGUGCAUGGCUCAUUGCACAUUAGUAUUUCAUCAGGACAGUCAAGCUACCUUAGCUCUUAUUCUGAGGUUUUUCACCUCUGCACUAACACUAAUUUCACCCCAGAUCUUUCUGAGAAGGCUUUUGUACCAUUUGGCAAGGGCAGGGAAUACCUCUUUACGGUGAGCGUAAGGAGUCUCCACAUGACCUCCAUUAUGCAUUCAGAAAGAUCGGAAUGGACACUCCUUUUCUGGUCAACCAGUGUGGAAAAGCUCCUUUUUUGGACUACAAGUCCCAGAAUACUCCAGCCAGCAUGGGCACUGGUUCUUGGUGGCCAUACAUACCUCUGGUAUCUACCUAUUCACUGUUGUUGGGAUGAACCACAACCUACAACACCUCUCUUCCCAUUUUCCAUCGCUGGUAGUGCCCUCCUGUUUUGCAGUGGUCCCAUUUUGAGUCUGCUUCUGUCAGCACUUUCCAUCUGAUUUUGCUAUUAAAGGAAAUGCUGGCAUCCCGUUUUGCCAACGUUUAGAGUUUUCCUUUAUGGGAGCAUGGCCUAUGGCCACAGUGGCAAGAGGGAAUGUUGUACCAGCCUUCAUCCUGCUUCUACUCUGUAGGUUCGCUGGAUCUCUGAAGAUUAUUGGUGAAAACUCCAAUAGUUCCGUACCUAAGACUUAAGAGCUGGAAAGUUCCCUGUUCAAAUCUUUCAGCCACAAACCCAUUUGGUGGCCUUAACCAGGCUGCUGUUAAUACCACUCUAUACAUUGGUCAGCCAUACAGGGAUAAAUAUAAGGGAUAAUGAAUUUUCAGGGAGUGUUAUGGUUACUGAUCUGUUGGAAACUUCACCACAGCGCUGUACAGACACGCAAUACUAUUCUUGUCCUUACCCUCAGUAUUAUUGUAUGUGAUCAAGGCGUGUAUCUUGUUUUUGUUUUUUUUUUUUAAUUUAAAGAAUUCUAUCUAAAUAGCAAUGGUGAGUUUGUAAAAAAGUAUUUAUGUUACCAGUCCAGCCCUCCUGGUUUACUUGGGGUUAAAUUAGCUGAAGCUGCGCUAACUCCUUUGGCCCUAUAUCAAUUGAAAUCCAAUAGGUUUGCCUUGGUUUGGUUGUGCAGGAAGCCGACGUCAGCUCCACAACGCACUGUAUUUAACCAUGAGUGCCAAAUUCUAUUCCUCCGGCAGCACCAUCCAAUUUCAGAAUUUUGUGAGUGUGUAAGUUGAUCCUCCACCCCCCCUUCCCCGCCAUUGGUGUGCAAGCCAGAAUUCUGCUUGAAUGAAGUGAGCAAAGUAUGUCCCUCCAGGAGAUGUUGGAAUGCAGCUCCCAACAUCCAUAGCCAGCAAUGGUGAUGGAUGCUGGGAGUUACAGUCCAACACUUUAUUUUACCUACUUUGAGAUAAAGUGCAAGUGGUAAUAUAGCUGGAGUAGGCCCUUUGCCACACUUGGGAGGGGUGAACAACAGAUACCCCAACUGAGCGCUGAGCUGGCUCUGCAUCAGCUGAUGCAGAAUAUGCAUCAUGCAGCCACCUCAAGCAGCAGCUGCUGAGUAUCACAAAGAGAAGCAAACAGUGUGUUGUUUGAUUUGUUGUUCCUGCAUUUUUACUCCCAGAAACAGGGAAGUGCCAGGAUAUUCUGGCUCGUGUGCCAAAUUAAUUUGGCUCAUUUUGGGUACUGUGCACCUUGCGCCACUUGCUGCUUGCUCUCUUAGGCAGCAAAAUGUCAUGGGUUGGCCCUGCUUUGUAUAGCACCUGUGCAAUUUGGCCUUAAUGCUUCUUACAUUUUGUAUGUUGGUUGGGAGAAAAGAACUGAUGUUUUGUUUUAAAGCUUCUCUUCUUGGGAUGAGGGCCUGAUGCUGCAGGGCUGUGCAGCCUGAACCAAAAACCCUUUUUUAAAAACAGUACAGAAAGCGACAGCAAGCUGCUUGCAUGUGGCCAAACGUAUUCUGUUUUGAGUAACCUCAGUAUCAGAGAUUCUCCAGCUUAAGGUGUGAUGCAUCUUAUGUUGAUGUGUCCCUCCUUGAAGGGACUGGCUUUUCCAGUUAAAAAGAAUUAAACUCUAGGAGUGUUUGGCUUUGAAAGCUGAUACCACUCACAUUAAGUAGUCCUAAACUAGAAGGACCCGUGCUCCCAUAGGAUGUAAAGCAGAUGAUUACUUUUAGUUAAAGAAAAAACUUGCUCCUUAAUCUAAAAACCUGAUCCCAGACAUAUUUAAAUAAAAGCUAUUAAGAAAACAGGUUUGCAAUCCUAGACACUCUGAAGAGUGGGAGCAAGCCUCAUAUAACUCAAUGGUUCCCACUGCCCUUAGUAUGCCAGCAUACCAGUAGUAAACAAAUUACUGAGUUCUCUAAGACAGUGUUUUUGAACCCCUGACAUCCCAGAGGUUUUAGACUUCAACUCUCAGAAACCCUAAGGGUUGGCUGUGCUAGCUAGGGCUUCUGGGAGUUCGUCCAAAACAUCUGGCAAGCCAGAAGUUGAAAACCUCUACUCUAGAACUCUUCACAUUCAAAAGUGGAUGGAAAGAUAAAAUAAGUCAUUAUGUUAAAGCAACAUUUUUGUGCAGGGGGGGCGGCUUAUAGCCCUCCAGAUGUUGGACUUGAGGUCCAAGUAACCCCAGCCAGGCUAGCCAAUGGUCAAAAAUUGAUGGAAGCUGCUCUCCACCAACUUCUAGAGGGCUACAAGUUACACUGCAUGAGAGAUUUCACAUAAAGUGAGAUUGAAUAGAACAGACAAACAGUUUUGUAAGAAAACACCUUCUCCACAACCACAGGGGAAAUAUAUUCAUCCCCUCGCAUUUGCAGCUUUGACUUUUGCGGAUUUGAUUAUUCACGGAUUUUAUUAAUAAACUCUGUGGUCAACUUUAACCAAAAGUCACACUGAAGGACCUAGAGAUUCCUAGAAAUAGAUAGAUAGGAGAGAA
This is a messenger RNA of Sceloporus undulatus (fence lizard), 6360 nucleotides long. It is a transcript of the gene RILPL1, whose product is annotated as Rab interacting lysosomal protein like 1. Bases 1457 to 2494 code for a protein of 345 amino acids. Gene Ontology annotation, molecular function: protein dimerization activity. Gene Ontology annotation, biological process: cilium assembly. Gene Ontology annotation, cellular component: ciliary basal body; cytoplasm. NCBI's taxonomy places the organism in Eukaryota, Metazoa, Chordata, Lepidosauria, Squamata, Phrynosomatidae. The record is from RefSeq and is a predicted model, not a curated record. The transcript is spliced from 8 exons.